ACACUUGGCAGGAUGGCGGGGAACCUCAGCGCAGGUAGAGUACCACCACGCGCACCAUUUAAGUGGGCAUCUUGCGAGAAUGUGUCAAUGAUGCCAGCAGUCUGGCUGCUGUUGGCCUACGUGACGUCGGGCGGAGGACUAGCAGCACCCGGCUGUACCCACGCCCCAGCCGGGUGUGGCGUCCUGUCCCUGGCCAACCUGUUUGACCGAGUCAUCCAGCACUCGGCCAGGAUGCACGGCAUCUCCAAUGACCUGCACUCCGAGCUGCAGGAGCAGUACUUCCUCCCCAGUAAGAAUCACAUCGGCAGGGUCAGCCGCAACUGUCACACCUCCACCCUCCUGACCCCCGACGGCAAGGAGAACGCUCAAAGGAUGGCACGAGAGGAACUCACUGAGGUGAUCCUCAAGCUCCUGGUGGCGUGGAGGGACCCCCUGUGGCACUUCCACCAGAUCACCGCCCGCCAGCCCGACCUCGCCAACUUCAGCUCGGACAAAGCCCUGGAGAUGAGCGCCAUGGUGCACGAGCUGCGCAAAGGCGUGGAGAAAGUGGCCGAGAAGAUGCAGGUGCUGGGAAUGAUAAGCAACUCGGUCAGCAGCCUGGCGUCUCUGGAGGACAUAUUGGCCUCUGAAAGCGGCGAGUGGCGCCUGAUGAAAGACUACGAGCUCCUCUACUGCUUUCGCCGAGACUCCGACAAGAUCCAGAACUACCUGAAGAUCCUCAAAUGUCGCAUCGUUCCCCAACACGGCUGCUGAAUGGGGGAAGAAAAUAGAACUUUCAAUCGCACAGUUUAACUUCAGGGAACACGUUGUCAUGGAGACGGAGCAGUUUUUCGAAUAUGUUUACCGUUACCAAGGAAGCAAUAGUGACAAGCUCCAUGCCUCAUAAGCACAGAUAGCUGUUUGUAUCCGUUUUCAGUGUGAAUCAUUCCAAAAUACUGCAAUAUAAAAUGUUGGAAGAAACAUCGGAGCCAUGUUUUUGUCAUUCUUCAUGAAAGGACCAUCACUAUGUAUCCCACAGGGCAUAUUCCUAUUAAGUGGCAUAAAACAUGGUAAAAUAGCUCAUUCAUGGUAAACAUGACAGCUCAAACAGACGUAGGGCGACACUCACUGGUCACAAUAUUAGGUACGUAAACACUUCACACACUUGCAGCAUUUUGAGUGGGGCAAAAUGCAGAGCACUGCACCCCAAUGUUGCACUCAACAAGGCAAAACUGGUGAGCAGGCAGCAACAGACACACACAACCCUCAAUCGUCGCCUACAUAGAGGAAGGGGAGGGACUAACUAAAAGGAAAGAAGAAUAGGAAUGGCCAUAUAUGGUCAUGGAAUUAGGUACGCACUGUAUUGACGACCACAGCCAGCGUAUUUUCUGAUCAUGAUGUUUUCAGCUGUACCUAACGUUGUGACCAGCUGUGUACUUUCCUCCAUCCAUUUGCUACCGCUUGUCCCUCAGGGGUUGCCGGGGUCUGCAGCCUAUUCCAGCUGCACUACAGAGGCUAAAAAGGUCAAACAAUUCAGCCUGUAGAAGUUGAUUUCGGUGUAUUUAUUGGAUUCUGUACACUAAUAAAAAAAGAAUUGA
This is a messenger RNA of Nerophis lumbriciformis (worm pipefish), 1577 nucleotides long. RefSeq names its product prolactin-like. The record is from RefSeq and is a predicted model, not a curated record. Gene Ontology annotation, molecular function: hormone activity. Gene Ontology annotation, biological process: response to nutrient levels; positive regulation of receptor signaling pathway via JAK-STAT. NCBI's taxonomy places the organism in Eukaryota, Metazoa, Chordata, Actinopteri, Syngnathiformes, Syngnathidae. Gene Ontology annotation, cellular component: extracellular region.